Messenger RNA from Sorghum bicolor (sorghum), 1758 nucleotides. Its product is annotated as UDP-galactose/UDP-glucose transporter 5. The record is from RefSeq and is a predicted model, not a curated record. Lineage: Eukaryota; Viridiplantae; Streptophyta; Magnoliopsida; Poales; Poaceae. Gene Ontology annotation, molecular function: 3'-phosphoadenosine 5'-phosphosulfate transmembrane transporter activity. Gene Ontology annotation, biological process: transmembrane transport. The transcript has 11 exons. Gene Ontology annotation, cellular component: Golgi membrane; endoplasmic reticulum membrane. Bases 235 to 1314 code for a protein of 359 amino acids.
UGCCUUUUUCCAACGCCGGAACCCGAAAGCGGAGGCGAGCCAGCCAGCCGCCCGCCCGCCCGGUCGCGCCCCACUCUUUCUCUCGCUGCCACGCGGGGCCCAGCCGCCGCGCGUGCGCCCCAUCCACCACCGACCCGGCGCCGUCGCCGCCAUCGAGGCGCUUCGUUUCGUUGGGUUUGGUUUCGUUUCCUUUCGUUAGGGCGGCGGCGGCGGGGACGGGGAGGGGAGGGGGCCAUGGCGGACGCGGCGGCGCCGGGGCUGCUGCCGGUGGCGGCGGACAGGGACAGGGAGAGGGACAAGGACAAGGACGACCGCCGCCGCUGGGCAGCCCGCUGCGGCUUCGCCGUCCUGGGCAUCAUGAGCACCCUCCUCGUCUACGGCGUCCUCCAGGAGAAGAUCAUGAGGGUUCCGUAUGGAGUGGAGAAGGAGUUCUUCAGAUACUCGCUUUUCCUUGUCUUCUGUAACCGCAUCACCACAUCCAUGGUGUCUGCGAUGGUGUUACUUGCAAGUAAGAAAUCCUUGGACCCUGUGGCUCCGCUACACAAAUAUGGUAUUGUCUCCAUAUCAAAUAUACUGACCACAACCUGCCAGUAUGAGGCCCUCAAGUAUGUCAGCUUCCCUGUCCAAACGCUUGCUAAAUGUGCCAAGAUGAUACCUGUCAUGAUCUGGGGCACAAUAAUAAUGAGAAAGAAAUAUGGCGGAAAAGAUUACUUCUUUGCUGUCAUCGUGACUCUGGGUUGCGCAUUGUUCAUUCUGUAUCCGGCGUCGAUGGAUGUGAAUCCAUUUAAUAAAGGCAGAGAAAGCACUAUUUGGGGUGUUUCACUCAUGCUCGGUUAUCUUGGUUUCGAUGGGUUCACAAGCACGUUCCAAGAUAAACUCUUCAAAGGGUAUGACAUGGAAAUACACAACCAAAUAUUCUACACGACAGUGUGCUCUUGUCUUCUUAGUUUAAGCGGGCUGAUUCUCCAGAACCAUAUGAUUCCAGCUGUGGAUUUUAUGUUUCGCCACCCAGAUUGCUUCUCUGAUGUUGUAAUCCUGUCCAGUGUUGCAACAGCUAGUCAGUUCUUCAUAUCCUACACCAUUCGAACAUUUGGGGCUCUCACAUUUGCUACCAUAAUGACAACUAGACAGCUGGUGAGUAUAUUGCUUUCCUGCAUCUGGUUUGUACAUCCUCUGAGCUGGAUGCAGUGGGUUGGCGCAGCUAUUGUAUUCGGAGCCCUAUACACAAAGAGCUUCUUGAGGAGUAAACCACAGAAGCCAGCGGUGGCAAGCCCGCCACGUGGCUCUAGCCCGAAUCCUGUUAACAAUAGUUAACAAUUGAUGACAUAAUAGCAUAGGAAACAAUGGAUCUGUUGCGGUACCGGGACGAAGUCUCUGUGUGUGAGAUCAAUUGCACCAUGGCGCAUGGCGAGGUAACUGGACAGAUAUGUAGCUGUGUAACUGUGUUACUGCUCCUGACCUGGAGGUGAUGAAGGUGGUCUUUCUUUUUUCGUUUGGAAGAAGCAAGGUGGUCCUAGUGUUAGUUCAGUAUCUAGAGACCAAAUGUUCAGGCAGCCCAGACUUUAUCAAUUUUGUAGCUCAGGUCGUUGUCCGUUAACCUGUAUCACAACAGUUCCACCAUAGAACAAAGUAUUUUUAGUCCGUAGAAAGAUUUUAUACCAUCAACAUAAGCAUCGUGUAAUUUGUCUGUUUUCAUUUUUAUUAUUUUAUAUAUUAUAAUAUACAAUUUUGUCAAGGAGUCCUACUCCAUUCAUUACC